UUAAGUCAAGUCACAGUGAUCAAAGGGAAAAAAUAAAAGACAUUUCCAGAGAAUGUGCUCUAAAAGCCAUUGAACAGAAAAACUUACUUUCCUCACAAAGGAAAGAUUUGGAGAGGGGACAGAGAAAAGAUUUGGGUAGACAUAGAGAUUUGGUUGAUGAAGACCCUCCACAUUUCAAGACUGGAUCACCUCCUACCCUAAAUGGCUUUAGACAGUAUGGGAAUCCACAUCUAUAUCAUAGUCAAGGGAAAGGACCAUGUAAGCAUGACCGAACUGCCCAUCAGAGUCGAACUUCUGCACAAACCUUAAGUUCAAGUAAAUCCCAGAUUCUUGCUUCAGGAGAGAAAAUAACUGGCAAAACUAAGAGUGACAGCGGUACUGGGUAUGAUACAGACAGUAGCCAAGAGUCUCGCGAUAAAGGAAGCAGCUCCAAUGGCAGCAAUAAAAGCCGAAACCGAGGCUGGAAACCUAUGAGAGAAACAUUAAAUGUUGAUAGUAUUUUUAGUGAAGGUGAACAAAGGCAGCAGAGUCCAAGGCAUAAAUCAAACAUCAGUAACAAGUCUAAAUGUAGCAAAGAUCAGAGUUUUAACGAUUGGCCGAAAGAGAAUCCAAAGCAAAAGUGUUUAAUGACCAUAUAUGAAGAUGAAAUGAAGCAAGAAACGGGAAGCAGGACUUCCCUUGAAUUUAAUGGAAAAGUAGCAGAGAAAAAUAAAGCCCUCAGAGAAACUAAAGUUCAUGGUGACAACUGGCAGAUGCAAAGGACAGAGUCUGGAUAUGAAAGCAGUGAUCAUAUCAGUAAUGGCUCUGCUAAUUUGGACUCGCCUAUUAUUGAUGGAAAUGGUACAGUGGUGGAUAUCAGUGGUGAUAAAGAAACCACAUCUUUCAGUGAUCAGAUUAAGACAAGCAACCGAAACACAGAACGUGUGAACUAUACCUCCCAACAGAGCAAAAAUCACUUCGAAGGCUUUAAAAGAGAACUCAAGAACUUAGACGUAGUCUCUAAAGCUCAUGAGUUCCACCCAGAAUCACACCUACAAAUAAAAAAUCCUUUGAUAAAAAGGUCACAUAUACAUGAAACCAAUGGAAAGACAUUCCCUUCAUUCAAUCCAGAAAUACUCAAGGACCACACAGUCAGAGAGCAUACCCACCAGUCAGAUGAACAGAAACUUGAAAAAUCAAGUGAACCCAAGUUUUCUGAGUGGCUUAAUAAAGAAAAGUCUGAGAGAACAGGUUUGCUUUUUCACAUUGAUGAUAACUCUGGUUCUGGAAAGAGAGGGAACAGUAAUGAAGCAGUCUCACCAUCUUCAUCACAGUCUUCACACAUGAGAACUGUGGGGUCAAAGCCAGAAACCGCUCCCCUCAUCCAGCAGCAAAAUAUGAUGGAACGAUGUUACUAUGAGAACUCUCUACCCAGGGAACCUCUGGUUCAGUCAGCCUGUAGAUAUGACAGUUGUCAGAUGCCAAAACUUGUUUGCCAGAAUGCACCACCCCCUCUGCCACCAAAGAAAUAUGCUAUGACCAGUGUGCCACAGUCAGAGAAAAAUGAUUCUACUCCUGAUGUCAAAGUAGCAGAGACGUUUAAGACUAACUCUUCUAGUCUUCUGAAGCACAGUCCAAGUACAGCCUCAGAGCCAGGCAUAGACAUGAGUCCGUAUGUGAACAAUGAAAGAUUUAAGGAUACAUUUCAAGCAAAAGAGUAUGUCGGCAACACAUCAAACACCCCAUCCAGCUCUUCAACUAAAGAUUUUCAGGCAGACUCAGGUGUAGCUGUUGGUGCUUUCUGCCAGCCAGAAACAGACUCUAGUUCUACAUGUCCAAAUGAGACAGUUUCAUUAACUACCUAUUUUUCGGUUGAUAACUGCAUGACUGAUACAUAUAGAUUGAAAUACCAUCAGAGGCCCAAGCUUUGCUUUCCAGAGAGCAGUGGCUUUUGUAAUGAUAGUUCACUGUCUCAGAAUGAAAGAGAGCUAGGACCUGUGUUACAUAGUAGUUUUGGUUCAAACUGCCCUUCCGAGCAAAAACAUAAACCUGGUAUUCACUGUAAUAGAUAA
Budorcas taxicolor (takin) is the source of this 2051-nucleotide messenger RNA. RefSeq names its product inactive ubiquitin carboxyl-terminal hydrolase 53-like. The record is from RefSeq and is a predicted model, not a curated record. The transcript is spliced from 5 exons. Lineage: Eukaryota; Metazoa; Chordata; Mammalia; Artiodactyla; Bovidae. The annotation marks the transcript as partial.